Molecule: messenger RNA, 861 nt
Organism: Lathyrus sativus (Indian pea)
Lineage: Eukaryota; Viridiplantae; Streptophyta; Magnoliopsida; Fabales; Fabaceae
Source: the annotation of a GenBank genome assembly
AUGUCAGCGUCAACAGAUUCAUCUCUUACUGCAGAACGAGAUGAACCUCCACAAAUUCAACUGCUAGCAUCAACGGAUGAUGAUUAUGACGGUGUUAUCGUUGAAAUCAAUGACCUUGUUAUGGAUUCUACUACCUUUUUAUCCAUUCUCAGACCUUCUAUUUCUAACUGGAAACAACAGGGCAAGAAGGGCGUUUGGAUAAAAUUACCUAUUCAUCUGUCCAACCUUGUUGAAACUUUAACUAAGGAAGGUUUUUGGUAUCACCAUGCAGAACCAAAAUAUUUGAUGCUUGUACAUUGGAUUGCAGACAGUGCAAGCACAAUUCCGGCGAAUGCCACACACCGAGUUGGUGUUGGAGCGCUUGUGGUGAAUGAAAAACGAGAGGUUCUAGUGGUUCAAGAAAAAACUGGACAUUUUCGGGGAACUGGAUCCUGGAAAUUCCCUACUGGAGUUGCUGAUCAGGGCGAAGAAAUUUGGGAAGCAGCAGUUAGAGAGGUCAAAGAAGAAGCGGGAGUAGACUCAGAAUUCAUAGAAGUAUUAGCUUUCAGACAAAGUCACGCGUCAUUCUUCGAUAAGUCAGAUCUAUUCUUUGUAUGCUUGUUGCGCCCUCUUUCUUCCGACAUCAAAAUCCAAGAAGUAGAGAUAGAAGCUGGAAAGUGGAUGCCAUUUGAAGAAUAUGCAGCUCAACCAUUUAUGGAAAAGUAUGAGCUUUUGAGGCAGAUUAACGACAUAUACUUAGCAAAGAUUGAUGGACAUUAUUCUGGAUUUACUCCUGUAUCUACAAAAUCAAACUUCUCUAACCAGAAAAAUAGCUAUCUUUACUUGAAUGUUGGGGGCUUGAAGAGGUCUAAUUCUUUAUAA